Molecule: messenger RNA, 3900 nt
Organism: Drosophila bipectinata
Lineage: Eukaryota; Metazoa; Arthropoda; Insecta; Diptera; Drosophilidae
Product: membralin
Biological process (GO): response to endoplasmic reticulum stress; positive regulation of ERAD pathway
Cellular component (GO): endoplasmic reticulum
Source: RefSeq, a predicted model, not a curated record
CAACCCUAUUUAGUUCCAUCACCACCGUGGAACCAAAAAAACAACAAAAAAUAACCAACAACAACAUCGCGAAUAAAUUUGGCGACUGGAACUUGGAAUAAAUAUUUCCGCGGAAGAGCGGACGCGGAAGUAACAAGGCUAAGUAACCUCCAGCAUCCAAACGCCACCCAUGGCCGCUGUGCCCGAGAACGCGGCCGAGAUCGCGGUGGCCAACGCAAUCAAUAACAUCAAUAAUGGUAACGGGAACGGGAACGGGCGCAACCGCGUCUUAGGACUGGGGGGAGGUGGCCAGAACAACAUGAUGAACAUGCGGGAUCGGCUUUUCCACGCGAUUUACUUUCGGGCGGCGGCCACCUAUGCGGAGCUUGUGCCACGGAAGGUGCAGUUGACCAUCGAAUACCUAUUGCUGGCCAAGGCUGUGAUUUUCUUCUUCACGCUGAUCUAUGUGCACAAUGCUUUUAUAAAGAAUCCUUGCACUUGUCUGCAAGAAGUUCAAAACUGGCCCCGAGAGGGCGUCAUUAGGGUGGAGAUAAUCCCCCAUCUGACUGAGAAGCGGGCCAUAUGGCAAAGCAUCAAGCGGGAUAAGCACAUAGUGCGAUCUCUUAAGGAUUCCUAUUACUAUGGAAUUGGACCCCAGACCCUGGAGAAUCAUGACAGACUGAAACGCUACGAGUCUAUAUUGGGCAGGCUGGGCUUGCCUGUUCGUGCCACUUUUGCCUACAGCAACGAAUCCCUUUAUUACUACUUCGAUGCGAUCAACAUCCUUGAUACCUAUGAGCAUCCCAAUGCCAUACAGCUGAAAGACGAAGAAGACGAUGACGAGCAGUAUAUCGUGGAGUAUUCAUUGGAGUACGGUCAUUUGCGACUUUCGGGUGCCACACGUAAGCGCCUGAAGAUACCCGUUCUUACUGUGCAGCUGGAUCCAAAUACGAACAAGUGCUUUGGAGACAAGCUAACACGCUACCUGUUGAAACGUCUCUUGGGCUAUGACGACCUACUGAUGGCUUCGGUGAGAACCAUAGCAGAGCAGGAAGAGAACAAAGGCUACUUGCGCAAUGUGAUUACCGGAGAACACUACAGGUUCGUCUCCAUGUGGUGGGCGGCCUGGAGCAGCUAUCCAGCAGCCUUCUGUGUGAUGCUUUUAUUUACAUUUUCUGUGUCGAUGCUGCUACGUUACUCCCAUCACCAGAUCUUUGUCUUUAUAGUCGACUUGCUGCAAAUGCUGGAGUAUAAUGUGUCUGCCCGAUUCCCAAUCGCUCCUUUGUUGACUGUUAUUCUGGCGCUCGUAGGAAUGGAAGCCAUCAUGUCAGAGUUCUUCAACGACACCACCACGGCCUUCUACAUCAUUCUAAUUGUGUGGAUUGCGGAUCAAUACGAUGCCAUCUGUUGCCACACCAGCAUCACCAAGCGACAUUGGCUCAGAUUCUUCUAUCUGUACCACUUUGCCUUCUAUGCGUAUCACUACCGCUUCAGUGGCCAGUACAGGACCCUGGCGCUGCUAUCCUCCUACCUCUUCACCCAGCACUCGAUGGUGUUCUUCUUCCAUCGCUACGAAUUGCCAGCCAUCAUGGCCCAGCACCAGGUCUUCAUCAUUACGCGCAACCAGGGGGCGGGGGAAGGAGCAGCAGCCGCAGCAGCAGCAGCAGCAGCGGGGGCUAGAGGUGAAGCAGGAGCUGGGGCCCAAGCAGCCGGGCAGCCAGAUGCAGCUGGAGCAGCGGCCGGAGGGGAAGCACCGGGACAGCAGGCGUCCAUGCAACGUGCCCGCCUCAUCGUGACGCGACUCUUCAGUCAAUUGGCUGCGCAGCGGCAGCAGCAGCAACAGCAGCAGCCAGCGCCCCAAAGACAGCCCGAGCCAGGAGCUAGUCCAGGUCCCACGCCGGCUGUGGGCAUGGCCUUGGCGAAUCUGAGGCGCCUGCCCGUGGUGGGGCAGUGGCUGCAGGGCCGCGAGCAGUUCGCCACCGUGCGUCGGGUCUUCCUCGGGCAGGGGGAGGGGGGCAACGGACGCCUGAUGCAGGUCCGCUUGCAGCGCAUCAAUGUGGCCGAUAUACCCGAGUUGCGCAACCAGGUGGCAGCAGCCAUGGCCGCGGUGGGAGCCGCCCAAAGGGCAGCCGGAGGCGGAGCAGCAUCGGAUAGCCGGGCUGAUGAACUCGGCAGUGGAGUUGCGCCACCAGCAUCCUCUCCAGCAGCAGAUGUCGAAACAAAUCAGAGGGCAACAACGGGCAUAAAUGAUGCAGAAACCGGGGACGGAGAAGCAGGAGAUGGAGCUGGAGCAGGAGCCGGAGCGGAAACAGCUCAAGACAAUCUCGGAAAGAAGCUGGAGGAGGGGCGGAAGCCUGCCAUGUCCGAGACGCUGGAAAAUCUAAAUUCCGUUGCGGCGAAUAUUACAAGUAUGUCGGAUAAGAGAAGCACUAUUGCUACAGCAUCGGGGGCUGUAAUCCACGCCCACUUUGACGUCCGGGGUCUGGACGUCUCCCAGCCAAAGGGAGGGCAAUUAGAAAAUAAUUUGCCGGAGAAAGCUUUGGCAGCUCCGGCAGCAGCACCAGAACCACCAGCACCAGGUGAAAAGCAAAGCUGCUCACUACAAGCUCACAGCAUUAUGAAUGACCAGCAGGAGGAGGAGCAGCGGGAAAAAAACAAGUCGGGCGAGGCCGCGACAACAUCAACAACAUCAGCAUCUGCCAUGUCAAAACAAACCUCUGAAGCUGGAGGUGGAGUGGUGGGAGUAGGGGUAGCUGGGGUAGUAGCAGCCAGGCCAAUGAUGGAUGACAGGCCAGCAGUUGAUUUUAUAGAAGGCGACAGCCCAACGUCAGCAACAAAUUGCCAACUCAAUGCGGGCACAAACCACAAGGCGCCAACAAGGAACCAACAUCCAGAGGAGCAGCACCAACAGGAGGAGCUAAUGAAAACUUCACAACAUACAUCAAACCAAGUGACAACAGCAGCGGCGGAAUAAGCCGAGCAUUAGUGGCACGGCACUGCCCCAUCCCGACUCCACACACACACACCUCAACCGAGAUUCCCAUCCCGAGCAGAAAUAACCACAUAACAAGAUGUUAUACACAAACUCAGCUAGUAAUUUUUUGUUUUUAGAUAAUUUCUCUGGUGUACUUAUGGCCACUGCGCUUAGUGGGUGUCCUGUGGGCUGCUCCGGCGGAUCUGUUCUUCAGCCUUGGCAGCCACGCGUAGGUGACCUGCUGCAGUUUGGGGCUAUUGAUAGCAAAAAAAAUAUUAAUAGCGUUUCUCUCGCCCCUUUUAAUUAGCCAAAUACGUGAGAAGCCGCAACACAUACUAACCACAGCUAGUCGCUUUUUACAAUGUACGAGUACUCCCUUUGAAUAUUUUGUUGUUUGUUUUCUGGUUUUUGGGCUGUGCCACAGCCCCCGAAGCCUCCAUCUAUUGAGAAAAAUGCGUUGGAAAUUUUUAAUUAACUUUCGAGCGGCCACGAAGCCCUUAGCCGGUUAGCCGGACGGUUAAACAGCCUGGAGCGGUGCUUUACCGGAUGCCGCCACCGCCCCCACUAUUUACAUUUUUAAACUUUAUGAAUCGCCAUAGGAUUGUCAAUUGUAAUAUAUUUGUUCGGACGGCUCGGACCCUGACAGGCCACACCGCAAACACUGGACUGUGAAUAUGAAUGAUUUAAAUAUCCGAACGGCAAUGGCUAGCAUUAAUUGUUUUUGAAAACUUUUGUUACUUUAAGGCCCCCCUGUUCCCACACCCGUGUACCAUAUUCUAUUGAGUGACUUUGUACUUCUAGGUCUAUUUCAAUAAGCAAUGAAUCCGAGAACGGUUUGUAUUUUACGAAAUUACACACUAAUCUAAACCAUAGUGGCUACAAACUAUUUACGAUUGCUACAAAAUGUUAUUUCUAAAUGUGUAAAAAAUAAAUGCAACUUAAACAUA